Molecule: messenger RNA, 1752 nt
Organism: Silurus meridionalis
Lineage: Eukaryota; Metazoa; Chordata; Actinopteri; Siluriformes; Siluridae
Exons: 7
Coding region: 292-1257 (321 amino acids)
Source: RefSeq, a predicted model, not a curated record
ACACACACACACACACACUCUCUCUCUCUCUCUCUCUCUCUCACACACACAUUCUCUCUCACACACCGCUGUCGCGUGCUGAGGUGCAGAUCAACGCUGAGUUUAACUAUGUUAGUCGAUCAUCUACUGUGGGAUCCAGCUGAAGGUCUGGUGUGACAGUCAGGAGCGCGUGCAGGAGAAGGAACACCCCCGUGUUUCUUCUUCACAGCUCUCUGGUUUUGGGCUGGAGCGCACUGUUGUCUUCAGGAGGACAGAUGUUCGGAUCAGCCUACGCCAGAUGUGCUACGCCAGAUGUGCUCUUCCUUAGAUAUGAGGAGCUACACAGGUCUCAUGGUCAUGUGGUAUCUGAUGACUUCCUGCACCGAUGUCUCAUCUGUACCAGGCUUCAGGUUCACAGUGAGGAAGCUCCAUCAGGCUGCUCCUCUGGCCUGUGAAGGGAAAUGUCCAGGUGCUCUGCUGUGGAUUAGGAUCCAGAAGCCGGGUGGAGAUGUGGAGGUGGCUCGGUGUGAUCAGACCUCCUGCAGCUCUGUGGAGGGGUUCAUCAUCUCUCAUGAACAGUACCUGCAGGGGAACUUCUCCCUCACCAUCACUGCAGCUGAUUACAGGAGGCGUGGCUGGUACACGUGUUCCUGCGAUGGCCAGGGUUUGUGUGACGUGAGUCUUCGCAUUGAGCCUCUUAACUUUAUGAAGCAGGUCAUUCUUGGAGGUUCCCUUGUGAUGGAUGUUCAGGUUCCUGAGCGUGUGAAGGUGAUGUUCAACAGAAGCAGUGCUGAAGGUCUGAGCUCGGUCUCUGUUCCUCUGUGUGAAGUUGAAGGACGUAAAGCUCAGUGUGAUGCUGAAUAUGAGAAGAGAGUGAAGUUUGAGUGCUCGCUGAUUCUGCAUGGUGUGAAAGAGACGGACAGAGGAGUGUAUACCGUACAGGACACUGACAACGACGAGACGUUAUACACACUCACACUCACAGGAAAUAAGACAGAAGCCAACAACACGUUUCCUGAAAAAGGUAAACAGGACAGCUGGAACAUAAAGCGUAUAUUCACAGAGGAGUACAGAGGGAUCAUCGUGGGUCUGGUUCUGGGUCUGGUUCUGGGUCUGAGUGUUGGCUGGAUUGUGAAAUGGUGUGGGAUGAUCUGGGGGAAGGUGAGAAGGUGUUUGAGAGAUGAUGAAGAUCUCAGACAGAAUGAUGUGAAGUGUGGUAUUGUUCUGGCUGUGAAGCAGGAUGAUGAUGGUGAUGAUGGUGAUGAUGGUAAUGAUUAAUGCUCUGUAUAAUGUGAUGUUUAUCCACUUUCUUACUGUAAUCAUCAAAAGAUCACUAGUGCACAUGUCAGGAUUCACUGCAGUGCAGCAGCUUGUGAUAAAGAGUGAUUGAUGCCCUGGUUAGGAGACAUGGGAGCUCAGUGCUGGACACACUGCACAUGUUUGUUGGAAUCCUAGCACCAUGUCUGAUAACUGCUAUAAAUGUAGAGAGGGAGUUGUGAGGCAUCACACAGUUGUGAUGUGAGUGUGAGUGUUAUUUGAGUGUUUUGGGCAGCUUGUAAAUUACACCUGAGAAUAAACUGAAAUCAGCCACACACAACGUGUUCAUGUGAAUGUGUGUGUGUGUGUGUGUGUGUGUGUGUGUGUUAUAUGGUGUAUGAAGUGUAGAUGAAGAUUUCCUGUAGAUUUCAUUAGGACCAUGUUCAGGUCAGGUUUAUUUCUCCAGCUGAUCUGCUCUUCUGUAAACCGAUAAUAAAUGUCUCUUAUUCAAACAUA